CACAGCCCCGGGCCCCACCCACGAUGCACACACGCCCAACCCCGCGCACACACACGCACGUUGGAUACCAUCUCUCUCAUCUUCCUCGAUCCCCUUUCUCCACCCCACGCUGCCGCCAGAUUUCGGCGAUCCUCGCCGUUCCCCACCGCCCAGCUCUCCUCCCCGAGGUCACCUCUCCCAGCUCACCAUCUCCACCGACCGGUUUCUCUCCUCGCCCAGGAGAGUCCCACCUCCUCACCACCAAGGCCGCCGCCGCCCGCCGCCUCCUCCUCGAGCGCCGCGCCGCAGACCUCGCCUCCCGCGCCCUCGCCGCCCGCGCUGACAUCGACGCCACCCACGCGCGCCGCCUCGCUGUCGCCCGCGACAUCAGCUCGACCAACGGCGAGAUCGAGGACGCGCAGCGAAAGGCGGAGGAGUGGGACCGCUUCUACGAGUCCAAGAGGAAGGAGAUGGAGGAGUUCCGGCCGUCGUCUCCACAGCCUCCAUCCACCCCGGCCGCAGCCACUUGUCAACCCCACGAGCAGCCUCCUGGCCUAGUUCCUCGUCACCGUCCUCCUCCCGGUCCCUGUCCACCUCCGCCUCCACCUGGUGGUCCCAGAGGCGACGACUCCCCGUCGCCUCGGCCGCCGGUUAAGUUCAGCGUGGAGGCAGCCCUGCAGGAGCUGCAGAGCAGCAGGUUGCACUCGGACGACGCCGGGAUCGGGGCUGCGGAAGCCAGGAAGGCCGACCUCAUGGCUAAGAAGGCCAAGCUGGACGAGACCCUGGCUGCAGCCCGCCAGUUCAGAGCACUGCUUCGGCAGCAGCUCCAGAAAGCCUUCGCGUCACAGGUUAGGGAUCAAAAGGCAGCACAAAACUGACUAGUUAUAUGGUACAAGCAAAAUGACAUUCAUUAGCUAGCUCCUCAAUCGCUUCGUAUUAAGUAUGCAAUGCAAGUGUGGCGGGCUACCGGACAGUAACAUAGUAGUACAAAUGUAGUGUUACUUUUAGGCAAAUGUUGAGCAAAUUUUGAACUAAUGGAUGAGUUUCGUGGGACGACGCGGGCUUCCACUUGCACUCCUCCUACUGAUGAAACGAACUUCAAAUGUCUCUACAUGCAGAUGCAUGCUUUUUUAUUUCAGUCUUGUUUAGAGGAGGCCCCGGUGGCGUCGAGCUGCUGUUGCUGUGGGCAUAGCGACGUCGGCGUGGUCAGGAUGGUCGCAGCCCUUCAAGAUUCUCAACGGCGGCGUCUCGGCGCUGAUGGCGGAGUCGACGACGAGCAUCGGCGGGUACAGGUUCAGAUCAUCCAUGAUUGGUAGUUAUUGGUCAUAUUUAGUUGCAUUUUGGUCAGUCCGGUUGUGGCUAUGGAGCACUUCUUUUGGUCAUGUGCUAGAUCUGUCAUGUAGGAGUAUUUGGCAAUGGAUAUAUGCUCAUACAGAAUUUUGAUAAUCAACUAGGAAUUACAAUUAGAAUCAAAGCAAUGCUACUUGUACUCCUUUCAUGAAAAAAGGCUACUCGUAGGACCCUUGUAGGAGACCAUCCUCAAGAUCGACGAGAAGAUGAGGUCUGGACCCUUGUAGGAGACCAUCCUCAAGCAGCUCUAGAUAUGGAGUAGGAGGACGAGCAGCAGCAGCAAAUCAUCCUGAUGAUGACGGGGUGCGGAAGGCAAUGGUGAUCAUGCUGAUGGCAUGAAGAAGGCUGAUGACAACAACCUAGACCUGUUGGCAUUUAGAGAUGGCAAACAAAGGUGGCAGACAACAACCUGGACCACCCACCUCCCUUGCCUUUAGUUAGAAGGCGUCUCAUGAAAAUUAUGAAAAUUGUAGAUAGUUGCUCCUUGAUUGAUUGUAUUUCUUUGUUGCAAUCCAUGAUAAAUUCACCCCAUUCUUAUGAACAAAAUAAAGCUUUUACUAAACAUAUUGUUGAUGCUAUGAUGAAAGCUUUUGAAGAAAAGUUGAAA
Molecule: messenger RNA, 1936 nt
Organism: Triticum urartu
Lineage: Eukaryota; Viridiplantae; Streptophyta; Magnoliopsida; Poales; Poaceae
Source: RefSeq, a predicted model, not a curated record